Molecule: messenger RNA, 2231 nt
Organism: Anarrhichthys ocellatus (wolf-eel)
Lineage: Eukaryota; Metazoa; Chordata; Actinopteri; Perciformes; Anarhichadidae
Gene: aatf
Product: apoptosis antagonizing transcription factor
Exons: 1
Coding region: 52-1695 (547 amino acids)
Biological process (GO): regulation of transcription by RNA polymerase II
Cellular component (GO): nucleus; nucleolus
Source: RefSeq, a predicted model, not a curated record
UCGCAAAGACACGGCUCCUACACGUGUGGUGGUUGUCGUUCAUUCUAAUCCAUGGCAGGCUCCUUUUCUCUUGAGCUUGAGGAUUUGUUGAAUCCUUUGCCUAAAUUUGCUGAUCCAGAGGAUGACGGCGACGAGGCGACCAAAGCCAAAGUGGUGGAAAGAUUCAAUGAGGACGAGGAUGAAGAUGGGGUCGGCCUCAGUGCCCUGCGGAAGCACAACACAUCCCUACUCUCAGAAACGGACAGACGGUAUGUGGGGAAGACGGUCUCUCGUGAUCAGCUGCUGAUGGACAUUGAGGCAUCUGAUGAUGAUGAUGAUGAUGAUGAUGAUGAUGAGGAGGAGGAGCAGGAGGAGGGCAGCAUAGAAGAGCUAGAAGAAGUGGAUUCUGUGGGAGAUGAGGGAGCUAAUGAUGAUGAUGAAGAUGAUGAAGAAAACGAUUUCGAAGAUGACGAGGAGUUGGUGGGCAUUAAUGUUAAACUGGCCUCAAAGACAAAGGGUGCAGACAUGACCCUUCCUCAGGGAGUGGACUUCCACAAACUGUCAGAGGACAUGGAUGACCUUGGUGUGAGUGAAGAAGAUGAUGAUGAUGAAAAUGGCGAGGAGGAGAGUGAAAGCAGCGAUGAUGACGAAGACGCCGUGGAUGAGGGAACUGUCCGCACAUUUUCUCAAGAGAAAGUAGACAUGGAGGUUGAGAAAGGGAAGGCUGUGAAGGACCAGCUGGCCCUGUGGGACCAACUGCUCGAGGGUCGAAUCAAGAUCCAGAAAGCUCUGGUGACCGCCAACCAGCUUCCACAGACGCAGACCUUCCCGGAGUUCAAGAGGAGGGGUGGAGCCGAACUUGCGGGGGAGCUGAAGAACACCCACAAAGCUUUGAAAGCUCUCCAGAGAUCCCUGCUGGAGCUGCACGAUCCGCUGCUGUACCAGAAUGCAGACACGAGAACUAUCGCGCUGGGGAAGACGGAAGCUCAGGGUGAAGGUGAGGAGAUAAACAGUGAUGAGAUGGAGGAUGAAGAGGCGUCCGUGCCAGAGGGUGGAGCGCUGAAACGAAAACUGGAGAUGGCUGAAUAUCCAGACUUUAUGGCCAAACGUUUUGCCGCUUUCCAGCCUUACAAUAACGCCACGUUGCAAAAGUGGCAUGACAAAACCAGACUGAUCAUGGGCAAAAGCAGCAAGGGUUUCGGUGCGUUCGACCGAAACAUAUUGACGCAGGUGGAGCAGGUGCUGAUGGACAAUGAGAGGCUGGUGCGGCGCACCCAGACCCGACGCUCGGAAUACAGGGUCCUGGGGAAAAAAGAGGCCGCUGCUCUCACUUCUGAAACCGUCUGCAUAGAGGGAGAAGAGCUGGAACAGCAGCUGAAAGCAAACACGCAUCUAACUGAUCUGGACGAGAAUAUAUUUGACGACGACGAUUUCUACCACCAGCUGCUAAGAGAGCUGAUUGAGCGCAGGACGAGUGCUGCGGACCCCAAUGACCAGGUUGCCAUGGGCAGGCAGUGGCUGGCCAUCCAGAAGUUGCGCAGCAAGAUCAAGAAGAAGGUGGAUACCAAAGCCAGCAAGGGGCGUAAAACCCGAUUCCACAUCCACAGCAAGCUGGUCAAUUUUAUGGCUCCUAUUGACCACAGCUCAGUGAGUGACGAGGCACGCAGCGAAGUGUAUCGCGGCCUCUUUGGUCAGAAGUCCACAGUUAGGGAGUGACGUGUAGGAGGUACUCAUGAGGAGCACAUACCGGAGUGCCACGAUGUAAACAAAACAGUGCCUUUCUUCACAAACCUCAAAUGAUGCCGAGCAGCAGUCUGUGCGGGCCUGCUCUUAGUCAGAAUAUGGACUUGUAUGGCACAUACAGUUCCUCAUAAAUACCUUUUAUGCCGAGUGGCAUUUUCAGUAUCUAUGCAUUUUGUUUUGGUGGAAACGACAGUGCGUUAAGUGGAUUUCAAGGAAAAAAGUGAAUGUAUCAAUUUUUCUUCUGUCACCAAGUCCCAUUUGAUUCAAGUAAAAUGUGUACAAAUUAUACCUUUUUUUUUUUUUAAGUAUAUUGUGACUCAAUUCCAUACAACAUACAAACUGUAUAUUUGUCUUCGUAGUAUACUGUUUUUCCAGUUAGUAUACAAAAAAUGAAUACAAACUAUACUAUACUAUACUAUACUAUACUAACAGAGAAUGAUAGAAUACUUCCGUCGUAAAACUGCUAUUUCAGGAUGUCACUGGCAAUAAAGUUCAGACAAACACCGGAA